This is a messenger RNA of Nicotiana tabacum (common tobacco), 2214 nucleotides long. RefSeq lists its product as uncharacterized. The record is from RefSeq and is a predicted model, not a curated record. Gene Ontology annotation, molecular function: DNA binding. Lineage: Eukaryota; Viridiplantae; Streptophyta; Magnoliopsida; Solanales; Solanaceae.
AGAAAUAAAUUCAGAAAAAUUAAUUGAAAAUACAGAGAGAGAAGACGAACGUGUAAUAAAGAAGAAAAGAACUCGAAGCAAAACCAUAAGUCCAUAACUUAUUCCCAAUUACCAUUUAAUUUUUUCCUUUAUUUGCACAACAAUUCUCUUACCCUUCUGAUAAUAAUGCUUUCUCCAAUCCAGAUUUGUAUCAAAUUACAAUUUUAUUGAUUAUUUAUUUUGUAUAUACAAAUCUUUUUUUUUCCUCCAAUUUCUUCCUCUGCAUAAGAUGCACAAAAGGUUGCUUCAAUUCUUGCAUUCUCCGUCUGGGAACGCAUCAAGGUUGAGUCUUUGAGGUGAUAGAGCAAAGAGUAGUGGAAAUAGGCGAAAACCCACAAAAAUUUUGGUGAAAAAUUAUCAUGGAAGAUUUAUGUGAAGUGCAUUCUGAAGACGAUAAAGGUCACCCUGAGAAAAACAAGAAAAGAAUAAUCAAGACACGUGCUCAGGUCGAAGCUCUAGAGAAACUUUAUGAGGAACACAAGUACCCUACCGAUGAGAUGAAAGCUGAUCUGGCAGAGUCAUCGGGAUUAACAGAAAAGCAAAUUUCUGGUUGGUUUUGUCAUAGGCGGUUGAAGGACAAGAGGCUGUCAAACGGGGAAAGAUAUGCAAAUGGAAGACAAGAUCGUUCAAGUGGCGUCAUUCAGGACCAUGGCAGUGGAUUUAGGCAGGAUUCUUGUGGUAGCACUAAGCAAGCGGAUGAUAAGAGAUUUGAUCAUCGGGAAGUUGAGAGUAGAAGAUUAACUGGCCCAGAAUUCUCAACUGCAGAUGUGACAUAUGAGGUUGGCACUCAUUUUAGAGGGAAGUCUAAUCCCAUGGAUGACGCAUCUUCAAGAAGUAGCUCUUCGUUAAGGAAUGAAUGUUUUUCACACAAUGCAGAAUCAUAUGAUAUAGCAACUUCGAGAUACAUAUCACAGAAUUUGCCUGCUGACUUUAAGGGUGUAAAACCAAAGAAUGGCCCAUCUGGCUAUUUAAAAGUAAAGGGUCAGGUAGAGAACGCUGCAAUUACUGCUGUGAAGAGGCAAUUGGGGAGGCACUAUCGGCUGGAUGGUCCAGCACUUGGUGUUGAGUUUGAUCCACUUCCACCUGGUGCUUUUGAAUCAUCAGUGCCAAAUCCUGUCAAUGACCCUUAUUAUUCUACAGAACCUGUUCCAGAUUGCUCACCAGAUAUGUCCAACGUCUGCAGGCGGUCAAAUGGACACAGAUCCAAUUCCAAGUCCAACUCGCAUGAUUCUGAUCUGGAUGGUUUGAGCUUCAAAAGAAAAACCAAUUCCGCUCAUCCUGAAUAUCACUUCAACCUAAAGCCUAAGCCGAAUUUCUCUGAGCAUAAUGAAUAUCCUAAGUGGAACUCAUCAUUAGACACGUAUGAAGGCUCUGCAAGAAAAAUUGCAGUUGACAGCAGAGACAGCUGUAAGUUUAUGCCCAAACAUGGACGUGCAGAAAUUAGAGCUAUUACUGGUUCGAGCAAUGGUCUUCGAAAUCCUUACGUUGGAAAAGUCAACGGGGAGCAAUUGAAACCUCGGUUUAGUAGCCACAGUGAAGUGAGCCUUAAGGCUGUUGAGAAGGAACAUUCUGAUCACAAGCCUUCUGAUUAUAAGGGAAUUAACUAUCAUAAUUUUGAGGGGAGAGAGCUCCCCAAAAUAGUGGAAAAGGAUCAAAUCAGUGGAAAAAGGACAGCAGUUGACGAAAACCAUGAUCUAGUUCGUGUGAAGGUUCCCCGGCACAAUGAAACAAGAGUUGUACAUCGUCCAAUGGAUGAAGUCCCUGACCAUCAAGAAUACUUGAGGAGAGCUCCUGCCUUAGAAAUUCCGCUGCAGACAAAUCACCGGAUAAGGACUGCUGCAGAGAUGCGCCGUAGCUUUAGCGAAGAUGAAGAAACAGAAGAAUCGAGUUCCUUUGACGAUUAAAAGAUUUGAUUUUGACUGAAGGAAAGUAACAGGUCCAUUAGUUAGGGAUAUUUGUUGGAUUUCUGUGUCGAUAGGACUCCUUCGGAUUUGUACAGUUGAAGUAUUUCAUCAUGUGAAGAGAUCCUUCAGGGCUUGUAUAGUUCAAAAUAUUUGUAUCCCAUUUUGUAGGUUGAUGCUGAAAUAGGAAUACUGCGAGUAAUAUAUAUUGUCAAUUGUCAUUUAGCUUAAAGUAAGGUACUUCUGUUAUACAGAAGAGGAGAUCAUUUCUCUA